Molecule: messenger RNA, 276 nt
Organism: Gongylonema pulchrum
Lineage: Eukaryota; Metazoa; Nematoda; Chromadorea; Rhabditida; Gongylonematidae
Source: the annotation of a GenBank genome assembly
CACGGCGCUGCGCCUCUGGCACUCAGCGAGGAACUCUGCGAGCAGGCGCAAUCAUGGGCUGAGAAGCUGGCCAAGAAGGGACAUAUUGCAUUCUGCGAGCAGCAAGGAAUCGGUGAAAACAUAACAUUUUUCCCGUUGAAUAUAACAGCUGAAAAGGCGGUGGAACACUGGUACAGCGAGCAUGUGAAAUAUGAAUAUGAAACACCUGGCUGGCAAGCUGGAACUAAUUAUUUCACGCAGGUGGUAUGGAAGGCUACCGAAGAGGUUUGCUUUUAG